This is a messenger RNA of Ophidiomyces ophidiicola, 750 nucleotides long. RefSeq lists its product as uncharacterized. The transcript has a single exon. Bases 1 to 750 code for a protein of 249 amino acids. NCBI's taxonomy places the organism in Eukaryota, Fungi, Ascomycota, Eurotiomycetes, Onygenales, Onygenaceae. The record is from RefSeq and is a predicted model, not a curated record.
AUGGCCGAAUUACGGUAUAUCACCGUUGAUGGGAGUGUCCCAUUUGACGGUAUGCCACCGGAUUUUCUUGCCAGGAGUGGCCAGCAGCAUGGUAUACCUCAAAGAUAUAUCCUAGUCCCCGCCCAGCCGCCGCAAGUCACCCCAGUUCUUCCUCAACCAGAUCUUGGUGCUAUUCCUGGUUGGCAGCCCUGGCAGGCACCUCCUGGUAUUGUUCCGCCGCCCUACCAUGCUGCAUCUCCACCUCCACCGCCACCGGAAGCGCCAGAUCCAACUCCUGCUCCUACGCCAGCUCCAAGUACUGCCCCCCCUCUUCCUCCAGGCGCCUAUAUUCCGACAACCACCGAUACACCGCUAGUACUCCCCUCAGGCCAGGGUUAUAUUUUUCCAUCGUCCCAUACAACCAUUCACGUCUUUGAGUCCAACUUCCCGCCAUGGGAUCAUCCCGGCCGAUCAAUUAAUUUUCGCUCUUUUUGUACUUCCCCGACCCUAACAAUCAAAGAGCUGAUUGAACAACUGUGCCCCCAGAAGGGUCCUGACGGAAAGAAAGUAAAGAGCCGUGGAAUCACGGAGUGUCUCGAAUCAGGAGACGGCGUCUGGUUGAAAGGUUCCGAAUUCUGGGUUGGCGAAAAGGGAAAUAGUGAUUCCAUGAAGGCCAAGGUUGACCGAGCACUGGCCAAAAUUGGGUGGGACGCUAGCCGCGGAACAACGGCCCGGCCCAUUUGGCUUGCAGUAUCGAUUGUUGUUGAGUAA